Molecule: messenger RNA, 1427 nt
Organism: Anguilla anguilla (European eel)
Lineage: Eukaryota; Metazoa; Chordata; Actinopteri; Anguilliformes; Anguillidae
Gene: gatad1
Product: GATA zinc finger domain containing 1
Exons: 5
Coding region: 256-993 (245 amino acids)
Biological process (GO): regulation of DNA-templated transcription; chromatin organization
Cellular component (GO): nucleus
Molecular function (GO): zinc ion binding; sequence-specific DNA binding
Source: RefSeq, a predicted model, not a curated record
ACCGUCGUAUUACUUCCGGGUCCUUUGCAGUUCCUAUGGACGCUCUCUGUGGUUGGCAGCAUACACAGUUCUCCCUCUAGAAGCAAAUUGCACCCAGUCAAUCGACUUAUGUUUGCAAUUAUUUAAAAUUCAAGCCGUGAGCAAUUUAUCCGUCCUUGGUUUGCGUUUUGACUGUGACAGGUAAACGCUAAACUUACUGUCAGUCUUCUAGUGAACGAGCGCUAGCUGACGUUUGAUUCGAAGUCUGAAGUCAAUAUGCCGCUGGGUUUAAAGCCAUGUUGUGCAGUUUGCAAGACGAACUCAUCUUCUAUGUGGAAGAAAGGAAAUCAUGGAGAGAUACUGUGCAAUAACUGCACCGGGAAGCACAGCGCCAUUGGAACAGCCGGACCUUCGGCCUCCUCCAGCACACAACAAAAUAAUGGCGGCGUAAAGCAGUCUAAACAGGAAAUCCAUCGUAGAUCAGCACGAUUGAGAAGCACGAAGUACAAGGCACCCGCAUCAGAGAAAAAGGUGUCCACUAAAGGAAAGGGGAGAAGGCACAUCUUCAAGCUGAAAAAUCCAAUCAAAGCUCCAGAGUCGGUAUCUACAAUCAUCACAUCAGAGUCUGUUUUUUACAAGGGAGUGUAUUUCCAAAUAGGCGAUGUCAUCAAAGUAACAGACGAGGAUGAUGGGAAGCCGUACUAUGCCCAGAUUCGGGGCUUUGUGCAAGACCAGUAUUGCGAGAAGAGUGCAGCUUUGACCUGGUUAAUACCAACACAGGCCAGUCCCAAAGACCAGUUUGAUCCCAGCACGUACAUCAUAGGCCCAGAAGAGGAUCUUCCAAGAAAAAUGGAGUACCUUGAGUUUGUUUGCCAUGCUCCUUCUGAGUAUUUCAAGUCAAGAAGCUGUCCCUUCCCCACUAUUCCUGUUGGUCCGGAGAAAGGCUUUAUCUGGAUGCAUAUCGGACCCACACCAGCAACUACGAUUAAAGAAUCAGCUGCCAGUACUAAUUAAGACUGGUUUAAUAUUCAUGUCACAGACUCGGGCUGAACAUUUUACUUGUGGAAAGUCUGUUAAACUUUCAAAAAGGGAAGUUUGUGUGUGAUGGUCCUUGUUGUCCCAUGUCUCCUAAAUAUCAUGAUCUCAAGUUCUGCAGGACUGCGGAUCUCCAAGCUCCACACAACUUUUGAGCUGUGAUUUGUUGGACCUGAAGGAAUUGUUGUUGGACUCAAAGAGUCACCACCACCCAGUGUUUAGUUUGCACAGAAGAGGACCUUUUACUAAUAUGAGGCCAUAUCUCCAGCAUCUGUACAGAGGGCAGAAGGGUUUAAUGCAAUUAUGUCUAAUGUGAAUUGGUUGGUUGGGCUGCGAGAUGUAUCUUUUUUAUUGUUAAUGUAAAUAUGAAUUUCAUAAUAAACACAUCACAAAGGCCUGUGAUUUAAAAAUGA